Molecule: messenger RNA, 417 nt
Organism: Cornus florida
Lineage: Eukaryota; Viridiplantae; Streptophyta; Magnoliopsida; Cornales; Cornaceae
Product: 14 kDa proline-rich protein DC2.15-like
Exons: 2
Coding region: 1-417 (138 amino acids)
Source: RefSeq, a predicted model, not a curated record
AUGGGUUCAAAAAGUUCAGUUUCGGCUGUGCUUUUCCUCUCGAUGAACAUUAUCUGCUAUGCUUUAGUCAAUGCAGGUAGCACCUACACUUCAAAUCCAGCGCCAAGUCCAAGCCCAUCAAACCCAAAACCAAAUCCAACGCCAAGUCCAAGUUCACUGAGUUGCCCUAGAGAUGCCCUAAAACUAGGUGUUUGUGGAAAUUUACUUGAUGGGUUGAUUGGAGUUAUCAUAGGAAAUCCUCCCACCGCACCAUGCUGCACAUUGUUUGGCGGGUUGGUGGACCUAGAGGCGGCAGUUUGCCUCUGUACUGCCAUAAGAGCAAAUGUGUUGGGCAUUAAUGUCAAUGCUUCAUUUUCACUCACUCUGCUUUUCAAUGCUUGUGGAAGGACUCUCCCACCUGGUUACACAUGUGCUUAA